AAAAUAAAAUAUUGUCUGGCAUUCAAUCAUUACAAAUCUGAUUUCAAAGAGUCAAGUGUUAUGUUUAAUGAUUGUUUUCUUCUUUAAUUGCAGUCACUAAAAUUAAACCUACAUUUUCAGUUAAAGUUGCUGUAUCUUGUUAUCUUUCCACUAGGAGAUUGUGUUUGAGGCUAUCCAAUGAACAAAAGUCCAUAGUGACACGUCUUAAAGAUGUUUUCAAGUAAACUACAAGAGCUGAUUAAGCUGAGUGGAAUCUUUCCCGUUCUUAAACCUGCAGGUCUCACCAGUGCUCAGCUGCUGAACAGAAUUCGUGAGAAACUUUAUUCAGAGGUUGGAAUAACAAUGAAGUAUGCUAGAAAACUAGCACUGGGACAUGGAGGAACACUGGACAAACUAGCAACAGGCGUUCUGGUCGUUGGGGUGGGAGCCGGCUGUAAGCAACUCUCUCAGUUCCUCCAUGGAGACAAGAAGUAUAUUUGCACAGCAGAACUAGGCACAGCAACAGAUACAUUUGAUUGUGGUGGAGUAACAACAGAAACCAAAAAUUAUGAUCAUGUAACCAAAGACAGCCUAACUGAUUGUCUUAAGCAUUUUACAGGCGACAUUCUACAGCUGCCUCCACUAUAUUCUGCUGUGAAAUAUGGUGGCGAGAGGCUCUCUGACAUCACCCGUGAUGGUAGAUCGGUACCAACAUUACAGCCAAGACAAGUCCGAGUACACAGCAUUCAGUGUACGGACUUCUCUCCACCUUUCUUCACUCUAGCUAUACACUCAGGCGGUGGAUUCUAUGUUCGAAGACUUGUGGAUGAUCUUGGAAGAUAUUUGGACACACGUGCUCAUGUGUGUGAACUUGAACGAACUGAACAGUCACCCUUCACACUUAUGGAUUGUCUGAGAGAGGACGAGUGGACACUUCAUGACAUUAAGAGAGCAAUACAGCUAUCCCAGGAUCACUUUCACAAACAAAUGUCUGAAAGAUAUGACAAUGUGAAAUCAUUGUAGCAGCAGCUCAAAAGAUUCUUCCUUCUCCAAUAGCACAUUAAGAUCCUCAAAACAGGACUCGAGCCACUGCAAGACAGUGUCAUACCCACCCAUUGGAGAGAACAUUAGGGGAUUUGUGAUAUCACAAGGUAGUAUCCCACAUGUGGGAGACUGAUUAAAAGACAUCUGAUUGGCUGCUUCAUGGUUAUGACCUACAUGUUAAAGCCAAACCAUCCACUGAAAUUAACACUACCAAAAUGGAUGGCUGCCUAUGACAUACAUGUACAAGUUAACUCUCCAAGCACAAAGUGUCAUAAUCAAGGUUAUUAUUUUUUUUUACACCUGGUUUUGGACAAUUGCUAAAAAAAGAAAAGAAUACAAGAGUUGUAUUACUUUUGCGUGUUAGAGAAGUUUGAAACAAUUUGUAAGAUAAAUGGGAUCCAAUAGCCACUUGUGGAGUAUUCUCGGUGUCUCCAAUAUUAUUUUUGACAGGUUUUUGCUUUGCUUAAUGAAUCAAAACGAUUGCACUAUAAUCCAAUCCUAUAUAUUAAGUGCUCUUCAGAAGCAGAGUGUAGUUCAUCAAGAUAAACCUCGAGUGCAAAGGCGGAUUAUCUUGAUGAAUAGAGCGGACAUCUGUACUUGUAAUAACAAUAAAAGUAAAUUUAUACUGUACUAUAGACAAGA
Messenger RNA from Gigantopelta aegis, 1665 nucleotides. Its product is annotated as probable tRNA pseudouridine synthase 1. Gene Ontology annotation, biological process: mRNA pseudouridine synthesis; tRNA modification. Bases 211 to 1002 code for a protein of 263 amino acids. The transcript has 8 exons. Gene Ontology annotation, cellular component: mitochondrion. Gene Ontology annotation, molecular function: RNA binding; pseudouridine synthase activity. The record is from RefSeq and is a predicted model, not a curated record. Lineage: Eukaryota; Metazoa; Mollusca; Gastropoda; Neomphalida; Peltospiridae.